This is a messenger RNA of Paramisgurnus dabryanus, 2335 nucleotides long. NCBI's taxonomy places the organism in Eukaryota, Metazoa, Chordata, Actinopteri, Cypriniformes, Cobitidae. The record is from RefSeq and is a predicted model, not a curated record.
CGCGGGUGACCUAUCUACUUCGAGAACUAUAAGAAACGCCAAUGAACUUGGCAUGCAGGUAUUUGCAUAAUGCCGGCGCCGCCCCGCCAGGUGCGUAUAUAAGGCGCAGGUGCACAAUACCAAAUUAGCUUUAUUGCUUCGAAGCCGGCAGACAUCUGCUCACGAGAAGCUAUUUUGAAAAAACUGAUCUUCGUAGAUCCUGUUCUGUGGGAAAAAAGAUCUCAGCUUGCCAAAGUUGGUUGGGCGAAGACACCUCAGCGGAGGCUCGCAGUGUUUUUUCUCCACCCUUUCUCUCUCUCUCUGUCUCUUUAAUCAGGACUUGAGUUCGAGUGAGUGCGUUGCCUCUCCCUGUGUGUUUCACCAGCUUGCACAAAAGAGUGAUUUCCCUAAAAGAGCAGCACGUUUGAGCUUUGUGUCUUUUUAAAGACAGCCACUCAUUCGUGUCACGGUCGGGGUCGUCUUUUUAAAGAUGGAUUUCCGUCCGUGUUCGGUUUCUGGAUGCGGUGUGUUCAUCGCCCCCCGGGAUGGCCACCAGCGUUGUCUUUCGUGUCUGGGGCUCCAGCAUGCAGAGGCAGCGUUGCGUGAUAGUUCAUGCUCCAUCUGUGAGGGCAUGACUAUGGCGGAUUUGCGGAGACGGGUGUCGUUUCUCCGGGAACGGCGCCCGCCUUCCAAGUCUGGUGCUGCUAAGAGCGCAGCUACCAGACUUGCGAAGGAUGACCUCCGUAUGACGGUGCUGGGUCGGUCUGCUGGUUCGUCCAGCAGCUCCCAGCGCCCUGAUCUGUUGCCAGCGGAGGUCCCGAUGGAAACGAGCGGCCCGUGUUCUACGGUGUCCUCGCGCUCUGUCGAGCCUCCACCCGACGCGAUGUCCACCGUAACAUCGGAAGGGGGGUUGUCAGCCUCGGACGUCGAUCCGGAUCCGCUCCCGCCUUCGGGCCAGGUUGCGGCUUCUGUGUUCGACCCCGAGAUGGCAGCCAUGCUCGCUCGGGCGGCGGAGGCGGUUGGCUUGGAGUGGACUAAACCUCCCCCACCUGAACCGUCCCGCCUCGAUGAUUGUUUGCGCAGCAAUUCUCCGCGGCCAAGAAGCAGACUGAGGCCAUCGCUCAGAUCAUGCCACGUCGGAAGCGUCCUGCGCCUGCCCCAUCCACGUCGGCGCCUCAGCCUGCUCCUCGCCGAGGGCGUCCUGCGGCGGCCGCCUCCGUUCCUCCCCGGGGCUCUUCUAAGAAGCGAGGAACUGGUCGUCAGCAGCCCGCCCCGCCCGCUCAGCCCGCUUCAAAGGGUGGAAAAAGAAAAUCGAAGCGGCCCUGAGACGGGCGACCUAGAGAUGGAGGGGAUCGCUCUUCGGGAGAUGGUGAAAGCACCACUCCCCCCACCGGAGGAGGGCCGGUUGGGGAAUCCUUUGUUUCAUUUUUCUGUUCCGCCGACUUUUCAGUCGGCACCCACAAUUCCACAAAAAGAGCAAAUUCCACUUCCAUCUCUAGGUCUUCAGAUGAGCGCCGGAGACACGAGCGGGCUCAUAACCCCCCCUCGUUCUCCGACUCAUCAGAGGAGUUCGAGAGCAACGCACGGGCUCAUAACCCCAUCGCGCUCUCUGACUUCUCAGGGGAGAGAAGACCUUCACGGGCUCAUAACCCAUCGUCUUCCUCCCCCUUCGCCAGAGGGUGCAUCGAGUGGCGUGAGGUGUCUUCAGCAGAGCCUCCCUUACUCACCCACCCAGCAGCGGACUCAGGUGAGUGUUAUCAUGCACAACACUACUGUCGGUGCGGCCAAUACGCACACACCGGCGAUCACCUCCGUUGCGCCCGCCGCGGGUACACCGAUCGUGCCUUUAGUUCCUCUCGCACGGUGUCUGGGGGCGUGGGAACAGCUUCCCAGCCCGUCGCGUUGGCUUUUACGCACGAUUCGUCUCGGCUACGCGAUCCAAUUUGCCCGGCGUCCCCCCAAAUUCUCCGGCGUUCGUUUCACUACGGUGAGAGCUGCCGAUGCGCACGUCCUCCGUGCGGAGAUCGCUGUCUUAUUGGCGAAAGACGCGAUCCAGCCGGUCCCUCCAGCCGAGAUGAGGUCGGGGUUUUACAGCCCUUACUUUAUUGUACCCAAGAAAAGCGGCGGCUUGCGACCGAUCCUGGACCUGCGUUCGCUGAACCGUGCACUUCACAGAAUGCCGUUCAAAAUGCUGACGCCCAAACGCAUAUUUCCAUGCAUUCGUCCAAACGAUUGGUUCGCAUCUAUCGACCUGAAGGACGCGUACUUUCAUGUAUCGAUUCUCCCCCGGCACAGGCCGUUUCUCCGCUUUGCGUUCGAGGGAGUGCUCCAGAAACCUGCAGACAGUUUUGUUUGA